UCCUACCAUCCUUCUCACUCAACCUUUCUUUACUUUGUCCAGCGCCUUUUGCUCUUACACAAGCCCACCAUGACAUCGGUCCAACGCCCUUCCUCCCGCCUGGUAGGCGUCUCCACCAAGAUGUACUUCGACAUCCCCACUACCAAGUCCUACCUCUCCAAGGUCCUCUCCUCUCUCCCCUCUAGCCUCUCCGCUCGAGUCUUUCUCCUUCCAGACUUUGUCACUCUCCAGUACUGCGUUGAUACUGCUGCUGGUAGUCCUCUCAUCAUCGGAGCACAGCAUACGCACCAUGAAGACAAAGGCGCCUUUACAGGAGAGGUCUCACCGCUCGUCCUUGCCCAAGCGGGCGCAAAGUUCCUCGAAAUCGGACAUGCAGAGCGCAGGAGGCUCUUUGCCGAGACCAACGACGGCGUGGUGGCCAAAUGCGUUGCAGCGGCGCGUAACAAGCUCACGCCCCUCAUCUGUGUAGGAGAAGUGUCUAAGGAGGGCGGAGAGGAAAAGGCGGUGGAAGAGUGCUGGGAGCAGGUGCACGCCGUCUUUGCCAGCAUUCCCAAGGGCUCGCCGGUCAUUCUCGCAUACGAACCCGUCUGGGCUAUUGGAGCAAGUCAACCCGCCACACCUUCGCACGUGGUUGCUGUGACUCAACUACUGAGGCAAAAGUGCGCAAAGGAGGUGGGUUGGACAGGAGACGAUCUCACGAUCUUGUAUGGAGGAAGCGCUGGACCUGGCACCUACGAGAAGAUCAAGGACGGAGUCGAUGGACUAUUCCUUGGUCGCUUUGCUCACGACCCUGCAGCCUUUAUCAGGACCAUCGAGGAGGUUCAAAAGGCCUGAAGAAGGGAGUGAAAGGCUAUUGGCGAGAUUUCCGAAGAGCGUCAGACGGUACGGGCGCUCAUGAGCCGACAGGUGAUUCUGAUGAAUAUAGAUUGUAACCACAUACAUAGACCAAAAACGAAGGCCACAUUGGAUUUCCGCACUUUUCAGACUUCCAUCUCAACCUCUCGGUCUCCUCCGAUACCACUCUCUACGCUCUUUCCCUCUGUACCUUCCACGAACUUGACUGGCAGCUCCUCUCCGCCGGCAGUGUAUUGCUCAGUGGUAUACCUUGGGUAGACGCGCUUGUAGAGUCCCAUCAUAAUCGUAUCCAUCUGUCCAAUCUGCCCAUCAAAG
Molecule: messenger RNA, 1170 nt
Organism: Microstroma glucosiphilum
Lineage: Eukaryota; Fungi; Basidiomycota; Exobasidiomycetes; Microstromatales; Microstromataceae
Product: Triosephosphate isomerase
Exons: 1
Coding region: 70-834 (254 amino acids)
Biological process (GO): gluconeogenesis; glycerol catabolic process; glyceraldehyde-3-phosphate biosynthetic process
Cellular component (GO): cytosol
Molecular function (GO): triose-phosphate isomerase activity
Source: RefSeq, a predicted model, not a curated record